AUGUUAAGAACUAUUAUUAGACAAGCUCAUACCGGUGUAGCUGUUACCGCUACAGGCAAGGUUGAUAUGUUACCAGGUGUUUCUGGAACUUAUGCCUAUUCGUUAUUCCAAGUUGCUUUAAAAGAAAAAUGUUUGCCAGAAGUUGUCUCUCGAUUAGAUGAAAUCUCUUCCAUCGUUAAAGAAACUCCAGGUGUUGCUGCUGCUUUACAUAACCCAUCUCUAUCCUCAGAACAAAGAGAGAAGUUAGUUAGUACUUUGAAUGAAAGUGUUAAACAAAACAACAAUGUUUAUGUGUCCAACUUCUUGCAAGCAUUAGCACAAAAUAAUAGACUAUCUUUUAUUCCACAAAUUAAUACAGACCUAAAUAAAUUAUUUGAUCAAUAUAGGGGUGUUGUCUCUGUUACGUUAACCACUGCUAAACCUUGGAACUCUGAAUCGCAAAAAACAAAGACAGGUGAAAGGUUAGCUCAAGCAAUCAAGAAUUCUUCUUUACUUUCUAAAAAUCAAACUAUUAAGUUAGAUUAUAAAGUGAACCCAGAAUUGCUCGGUGGCCUUCUUUUAGAAGUUGGUGAUAAAACUAUUGAUCUCUCUGUGAAGUCCAAAGUUCAAGACUUAAAUAAUUUAUUGAAAGCAGACUUGUAA
Molecule: messenger RNA, 642 nt
Organism: Arxiozyma heterogenica
Lineage: Eukaryota; Fungi; Ascomycota; Saccharomycetes; Saccharomycetales; Saccharomycetaceae
Gene: ATP5
Product: F1F0 ATP synthase subunit 5
Exons: 1
Coding region: 1-642 (213 amino acids)
Biological process (GO): proton motive force-driven mitochondrial ATP synthesis
Cellular component (GO): membrane
Molecular function (GO): proton-transporting ATP synthase activity, rotational mechanism
Source: RefSeq, a predicted model, not a curated record